This is a messenger RNA of Emys orbicularis (European pond turtle), 3233 nucleotides long. It is a transcript of the gene RIGI, whose product is annotated as RNA sensor RIG-I. The transcript has 19 exons. Gene Ontology annotation, molecular function: single-stranded RNA binding; ATP binding; zinc ion binding. The coding region runs from base 260 to 3058 and encodes 932 amino acids. The record is from RefSeq and is a predicted model, not a curated record. Gene Ontology annotation, biological process: antiviral innate immune response; cytoplasmic pattern recognition receptor signaling pathway. Gene Ontology annotation, cellular component: cytoplasm. Lineage: Eukaryota; Metazoa; Chordata; Testudines; Emydidae.
UCAGCCGAUUUUCAGUGGCGAGCUGUGAGCUUGCGCCGAGGUUGUCCCCCUCCUCUUUGAAAGGUCAGGGGGAAUUUGCCUUCCCUGAUUUCAGCCUGCAGUCCAGAGCCGGGGGCACCACCCCCCACCGGUUGCAGCGACAAGGUGCUUUGCACCGAAGGGAUUUUCUCUCCUUUGCAAGCGUGAAGCCAGGGCAAAGGACAAAAAGGAAAGCUGGGAACUAGUUCUACAGGGGCUGCGCCAGUAAACUGGAGCCCGGAUGACUGCGGAGCAGAAAGAGAGCCUGCGGUGCUACAGGCAGUACAUUGAGAAGACACUGAAUCCUGCCUAUGUGCUGGGCAACAUGAAGGAAUGGCUCUCUGAUGGUGCCAGAGAGAGAAUUCAGAUUGAGGAACAGAAGGAGGGGCUGACUGCUGCUGCGGCUCUCUUUGUUGACGCUAUACUGCAGCUCGAAUCAGAAGGAUGGUUUCGGGGAUUUCUAGAUGCACUGAAUGAAGCAGGUUACACUGGUCUGAGGGAAGCAAUUGAAAACUGGGAUUUCCAAAAACUUGAGAGCCUGGAGGUGCAUCGACAGCUGCUGAAACGUAUAGAAGCUACGAUGAGAGACAUUGAUGCAGAACAGAUAAUUCCUUACAUAAACACUUGUCUCAUAGACCGAGAAUGCGAAGAGAUUCGGCAGGUCAAAGAACUGAAAGGCAGAAUGGCUGGUGCCGUAAAGCUCACUGAAUGCCUUUCUAGGUCCGACAAGGAAAACUGGCCCAAAACCUUUCAUCUGGCUCUAGAACAAGCAGGAUAUGACCGAGCAAGCAAACUGUGGAAUAUGAAAGAAGGUAACGAUAAAGAGAUGGAUGUUGAAAUGAUGGAGGACCAGAAUGGGAACAGUAGUGCCUUCGACAUAAAUGUACAGUAUUCCGAAGAAGCAGAAGUUCACAAUUUCAGUGAAAGUCCGUGUUCUCCUUCAGAAGGGUCUCAACAACCUACUUAUGCACCAAAGAAGGCUAGAAGUUAUCAGAUUGAGCUUGCCCGGCCUGCUGUCAGUGGGAAAAAUACAAUCAUAUGUGCUCCUACUGGAUCUGGGAAAACCUUCGUGGCACUUCUGAUUUGUGACAAUCAUCUCCAAAACAUGCCCAAGGAACAGAAAGGGAAGAUUGUCUUUCUAGCUACUAAAGUUCCAGUAUAUGAACAACAGAAAAAAGUCUUCACGCAACACUUUGAAAGAACUAGGUACAAAGUUGCGGGGAUUUCUGGGGAAACGGCUGGGGAUGUCUCUUCAGCAAGUGUCAUUGAAGGGAAUGAUAUCAUUGUCUUGACACCUCAGAUCCUUGUGAAUGGUCUCAAAGAUGGAACCGUUCCUUCCCUUGCCAUUUUCACUUUGAUUAUAUUUGACGAGUGCCACAACACCACUGGGAAUCACCCCUAUAAUGUGUUGAUGACCAGCUACUUGAAUCUUAAAUUUGACUCCGCUGUGAAACGGCUGCCUCAGAUUGUUGGCUUAACAGCCUCGGUCGGCGUGGGCAGUGCCAAGACCCUCGAGGAGACGAUAGAAUACAUCUGUACCCUCUGCGCCUGCCUCGACAUACAAGUCAUAUCUACCAUCAGAGAGAACACACAAGAACUGGAGGAGAUUGUAUACAGGCCCCAAAAAUCUUUCAGACUAGUCGGGAAGCGCCCCAAAAACCACUUUAUGGCCAUUAUCUCAGUCCUGAUGUCUGAAACUGAGGCCCUGGCAAGCAAGAUUUACCCAAUAGAUGCAUUGUCCCACAUUAAGAGUAAACGUUUAGGAACGCAAUGCUAUGAACAGUGGAUCGUUGACACUCAGAAGAAGUGCAGAAUGUUGCAACUGCCGGAUAAGGAAGAAGAGAGGAGGAUUUGUAGAGCUCUCUUUAUUUAUACUGAACACUUACGGAAAUACAAUGAUGCCCUCAUCAUCAACGAAGAUGCACGGACUCAGGAUGCGUUGGCCUACUUGACUGAAUUUUUCAAUGACAUUAGAAGUGGAGGGUUUGAUGAGAUAGAUCAACAGUUAACAGCGAACUUUGAAGCUAAACAACAGGAACUGAGAGAGGCCUCAGUAGAUGAGCUGAAUGAGAAUCCCAAACUGGAGGAGCUCACCUUCAUCCUGAAUGAAGAAUACCGCCUAAAGCCAGAGACCCGCACCCUUCUCUUUGUUACCACAAGAGCUCUAGUGUCUGCUUUGAAGAAAUGGAUUGAUGAAAAUCCUACACUCAGCUACCUAAAACCGGAUGCGUUGAUGGGGCGUAACAAAAGAAACCAGCAGACAGGGAUGACACUCUCAAAUCAAAAGGACGUACUGGACUCAUUCAAAACCAACGGCGACAGUAAGAUACUAAUAACUACAGCAGUCGCAGAUGAAGGGAUUGAUAUUGCUCAGUGCAACCUGGUUCUCCUCUAUGAAUACUCUGGCAACGUCACCAAAAUGAUCCAAGUCCGAGGUCGUGGAAGGGCAAAAGACAGCAAGUGCAUCCUUGUGACAAGCAAAAGCGAAGUGGCUGAGAAUGAGAGAAACAAUAUCUAUAAGGAGGAGAUGAUGAACAAAGCCAUCAAGCAGCUGCAGGAGUGGGAUGAGGAAAAGUUCGCAAGGAAGAUAAAUGACCUGCAAAACAAGGAAAAGACACUGCGAGAUUCCAGAAAGAGAGAAAUAAAACAAAAGCCCCUGGAGGGCAAUAGACAAUUGCUCUGUGGGAAGUGCAGAGCAUAUGCCUGUAACACAGAAGACAUCCGGGUAAUAGAGAAGUCUCACCACACCGUCUUAGGUGCCCUGUUUCGGGAACGUUUUCUAACAAAGCCUCACAAAAAACCAAGCCGCUAUGACCACUUUGAGAAGAAAUGUAAAAUGUCCUGCCGGGACUCCAAGUGCCAGCAUGACUGGGGCAUCACAGUGAGGUACAAGGCAUUCGAUGACCUCCCAGUGAUCAAAAUUGAAAGCUUUGUGGUGAAGGAUAUUACAACUGGGAAACUCGCAGUUUUCCGGAAAUGGAGAGAGGUGGAUUUCGCAAUGAGGGAAUUUGACAUUAAUGAAAUGUCUAGCACAGACUGACUUCUACAGAAUCUCCAACGAUGAUGGUAGAACUUCAUUCGCACUCAGCGACUGGUUGCCUUGCAAGCAGAUAGAACUCUACAUUCCCCACUGCCGACCAGAGAGCUUCUUGUGGGGAUCACCGUCCUGAGGCUUUCUAAGGCUGCACCACAGGAUGAUUUAAGUAGGCUCUCCU